This is a messenger RNA of Mugil cephalus (flathead mullet), 3145 nucleotides long. RefSeq names its product rap guanine nucleotide exchange factor 1-like. The record is from RefSeq and is a predicted model, not a curated record. Gene Ontology annotation, molecular function: guanyl-nucleotide exchange factor activity. Gene Ontology annotation, biological process: positive regulation of GTPase activity; Ras protein signal transduction. Gene Ontology annotation, cellular component: plasma membrane. The transcript has 23 exons. Bases 120 to 2834 code for a protein of 904 amino acids. Lineage: Eukaryota; Metazoa; Chordata; Actinopteri; Mugiliformes; Mugilidae.
GCUGAACCAGACGGAGGAAGAGAGAGAGCGGCAGGACGGAGAGAGAACGACGACAGGAACCAAACAGAGACAAACUAAACUGUUCCUCUGUCUGUCCGUGUCUGUCUCUGUUUGAAGACAUGUCCUCCCGGCCUGAGAGUAAGACAGCCUCUCAGUUGGUGUCUCUGACCAUGAGGCUGAAGGAUAAACUCCAAACUCAGAAAAUCAAACGCUCCGAACGAAUCAAACUCACCCCGUCACAGAGAGUUAAACCAGCUGAUCUGAACCUGCAACAGCACCAGUCGGUCGGGGUGUUGGCGGACCGGCAGAGAGUCGUCCUCAGCUCUCUGCAGUACUUCAAAGCCCUGGUGGACAAACUGGGAGUGGACAGACCUGGAUCUGACAAACUAGCCCUGGACCGGUCCGUGGUGGGCCAGCUGCUGGGCGGGGCCUCCAGCAGAGUCCUGGAGGCGGUCCUGACACUGGUCCAGCUGGAGCCACACCUGCACAAUAGUAGGACCAUCUCCGCUUGUCUCUCCUGUCUCUACCGGUCUCUGGCUCAGCUGAUCCAUUGGACAGAUCAGGUGAUGCUUCAAGGCGUCCCCCAUCACCAGGAGGACAAGGAGUCCACAGGGAGCGUUACCACGGUGAUCAAAGCUGUGCUGGACAACGUCAAGGAACUGGUUCGAUUGGCUUCAGAGAGACAGGAAGGGUCCGCCCCCUUGUCUCCCAUCCAAUCACCUACCGAGGACCAGGACAUAUCAGACAUGACAUUGAGUCCUCCAGAGGACGAGGACAAGGAGGACGAGUGUGUGAGGGCGGAGUUGAAAGGGGAGGGGCCAACAGUUUUAGCUCCUCCGAAACCUCCUAAGCCCCUCCCAGAGUCCCUCCUCCAGGGACAGAGUCCUCCAGCUCUGCCUCCGAAAAAGCGUCAAUCAUAUUUAGGCCCUGCCUCCUGCAAGAUCGCUAUCGUGGAACCAAUGAGACGAGAAGUUGAAGGAGACAGCGAACUGGACGAGGAGACGGAGGACGAAGGCUUGAAGAGACUCUCGGCUUCGUCUACACACUUUGACGAUCCAGACUACGACUUCCUCCACAAGGACCUGUCCUCAUGUGAGACCCUUCCCCCUCUCCCCCCCACCCUCCCAGAGAAGAGACGACGCAGCCACACAGGAGGCCCAGUCUCCUUUGUCUUUGAGUCCACCCCUCCUGAUAAAACCUCCAGUCCCUCUGAUGAUGUUACUGGUCCAGAUGCGUCUGUCUCCUCCCCCCUGUCCCCCAGCAAGACCCCCCCUCCCCUCCCUGAGAAGAAACGACACAUCCACCAGUACCUCCAGUUCUGUUCGUCCUACAGUGACCAGUCUGCCGUCCUCUUCUACCAGCGUCCCUCUGUCUUCAGUCAGAGACUCACCAGCCGACAGAGAGACCUGGAGACAGCUCAGCAGUUAGAACACACACACCUGGACACAGACUCCGCCCCCUCACCUGACCGGCUUCCUGUCCCAGCUCUACCACAGAAGAAGAAGCAGCAGGACUCGGCCGACAAUCAGACAGAAGACAGUUCCCAGGAUCUCCAGCAGGAGGUCCAGUCUGUGAGGAGGAGCAGUCAGGAGGAGCAGGAGGAGGUGUUACUGACCGACCAGAGUGAGAUCCUCCACAGGAUUACAAUGAAGUCUGAGGAGGAGGACGGACCAGAUGUGAAAGCAGCGUCUCCUGAGAUCCUAUUGGUCUACGCUACAACGCACAGCAGCACUGACCCGGACCUGUACUGUGAAGCCUUCCUCUGCACCUACAGAAGCUUCAUGAGUCCAGACGACGUGGUCAGAAAACUACAGCACAGGUAUCGACGCCUUUCUGAGGGACAGGGUCCAGAUUCAUCUGCCGCCACCAAAGCCUUCAACCUACUGCUCAGAGUCGUCGACCAACUGUGUACCACAGAGCUGGACUCUGAUUUGCUGCUGCUGCUAAUGGAGCUGGUGUCCAGCCUUCUGAUUGGUGGAAAGCUGGACUCCGCCCACCGGCUUCACUCCAACAUCCUGUCUAAGAUGGAGAAGAAGUGGCAGCUGAUUGGCUCUCCCCACUCUCUCCGCCCCCUCGCUUCCAAGGGCGUGGCUGCCAGACCAGGAACUCUGCUGGACUUCAGGAGUCAGGACCUGGCUGAACAGCUGACUCUGCUGGACUCAGCUCUGUUCUACAAGAUAGAGCUUCCAGAGGUGUUGCUGUGGUCCAAGGAGCAGAAUGAGGAGAGGAGUCCUAACCUGACAGAGUUCACUCAGCACUUCAACAACAUGUCUUUCUGGGUUCGAUCCGUCAUCAUCCUCCAGGACAAAGCUCAGGACCGAGAGAAGCUGCUGCUCAAGUUCCUGAAGAUCAUGAAGCACCUGAGGAAGCUGAACAAUUUCAACUCGUACCUGUCCAUCCUGUCAGCACUAGACUCCGCCCCCCUGAGACGUCUGGACUGGCAGAAAAGCACCUCAGACGCUCUGGAGGAGUUCAGCUCUUUGAUUGACAGCUCGUCUUCUUUCAGAGCCUACAGGGCAGCUCUGGCUGAAGUGGAACCCCCCUGUAUACCCUACCUGGGUUUGAUCCUUCAGGACUUGACCUUUGUCCACCUGGGAAAUCCUGAUGCCUUGAUGACAUCACAAGGGUCAAAGGUGAACUUUUCCAAGCGCUGGCAGCAGUUCAACAUCCUGGAAACUCUGAGGAGCUACCAGCAAGUGCCGUACCUCCUGCAGCAGGAUGAUGACAUCAUGUCCUUCUUUAAUGACUUCAGUGAUCACGUGUCGGAGGAGGCGCUCUGGGAACUGUCCCUCAGGAUCCGACCAAAGAACGUCCCCCGAGUGAAUCAGAGAUGACCCAAGGCUAACCUGAUGCUAAGCUGAUGCUAACCUUGACUCUAAAAUAACUGGACUAUAUUUAUACAACAUGAGUUAGCCUUAAGCUAGCCAGAGCAGUGUUAGUGCAGUGGGCGUGGCCUCUUCCUUUUCUUUCUUUUCUGGUUGUUUAGCCUGAAAUUAGCAUCUCUUCAUGCUAGCACGAUUCAGAGGACGUCCCCCUGUCCUCAUGUCUUAUCACCCACUGGUCCAGACCAACUGAAACGUCCAAUCAGACGUCAGACUACGUUUUAAACUGACAACACGGAAAAUAAACAUCGACUGGACCACGA